Messenger RNA from Girardinichthys multiradiatus, 8697 nucleotides. RefSeq names its product estrogen-related receptor gamma b (gene esrrgb). The transcript is spliced from 7 exons. Bases 475 to 1845 code for a protein of 456 amino acids. NCBI's taxonomy places the organism in Eukaryota, Metazoa, Chordata, Actinopteri, Cyprinodontiformes, Goodeidae. The record is from RefSeq and is a predicted model, not a curated record. Gene Ontology annotation, cellular component: nucleus. Gene Ontology annotation, molecular function: nuclear steroid receptor activity; steroid binding; zinc ion binding. Gene Ontology annotation, biological process: regulation of DNA-templated transcription.
GCCUUCCUUGUCUUAAAGAGCCCCGUGGUCUUCAAUGGAGACUCAAUCUCCUCACUCACUCUGCUCAGCCAGAGAGCACGCUUUCUCCUCUCUUUGCUGCUGCUGCUCUCCAUCCAUCUGCCUCUUUAUCUUUUUAUUCUCUCUGUCUCCCCAUCCAUCUCACCAUUUUUAUUCCUUGUUCUCUCUCCUUUCUUGGCACUUGCUUUUGCCCUCUUUUCUUUUUCCUCAUUUUCAGUAACCUUGAGCAUUCAGCACUUGUGCAGACUGGAGGUUUGACCCGAGGAAGAAGGUUUAUUUCUUUUUAUUUAUUACGUUGAGAGUGUUGGAGAAAGGAGGGAGACGAGACCCCAAGGAAAAGUUGAGAAUUCAUUUGUGAAGAUAUGAGGAGCUGAUAUCUUCUUCCAGCUUUUCUCCUGCUGUUUGCCCUGUUCUUCUUUUUUUUACAACAACACCUGGAAUGCUUAAUGUGGACUGAUGGAUGUUUCUGAACUCUGCAUCCCAGACCCCCUCUGCUACCACAACCAGUUGCUAACCAGAAUGCCCACUGACGACCGGCACCUACCCGCUAGCUGUGGUUCCUACGUCAAAACUGAGCCGUCCAGUCCAUCCUCCUCGCUCGUAGACACCGGCAGUCAUCACAGUCCCAGUGGCAACUCAGACGCCAGUGGCGGCUACGUUAACGGCACCGGGAGGCGCUCCCACGCCCUAGACUCACCUCCGAUGUUCAACCCGGGCAUGCUGGGUGGUGGCAGUGCAUGCUUACACCGUUAUGAGGAGUGCUCUGGCAGCAUGGUGGACGACUCACCAAUUAAGUGCGAGUACAUGCUCAAUGCCAUUCCCAAGAGGCUGUGCCUGGUGUGUGGCGACAUUGCCUCAGGGUACCACUACGGGGUCGCUUCUUGUGAGGCCUGCAAAGCCUUUUUUAAACGAACAAUACAAGGAAACAUUGAGUACAGUUGUCCGGCCACCAACGAGUGUGAGAUCACCAAGAGGAGACGGAAGUCCUGCCAGGCCUGCCGUUUCAUGAAAUGUCUCAAAGUUGGCAUGUUGAAAGAAGGUGUGCGUCUGGACCGGGUGAGAGGGGGGAGACAGAAGUAUAAACGGAGGUUGGAUGCAGAAAAUGGAUCCUAUCUUGGCCUCACCCUUCCUCCCCCAGCCAAAAAGCCCCUGACAAAGAUUGUUUCGCAUCUGCUGGUGGUGGAGCCAGAGAAGAUCUAUGCCAUGCCAGAUCCGACCAUGCCUGACGGUGACAUCAAGGCCUUGACCACCCUGUGCGACCUGGCCGACCGCGAGCUGGUGGUCAUCAUCGGCUGGGCUAAACAUAUCCCAGGUUUUUCCACACUGUCCCUGGCAGACCAAAUGAGUCUUCUGCAGAGCGCCUGGAUGGAGAUCCUGGUGCUGAGUAUUGUGUUUCGCUCGCUGCCCUGCGAGGACGAGAUUGUGUACGCAGAAGACUAUGUGGUGGAUGAGGAGCAAGCGAGGAUCUCGGGGCUGCUGGAUCUUCACGUCGCCAUCCUGCCGCUGGUUCGACGCUACAAGAAACUGCGCAUGGAGAAAGAGGAGUUUGUCACGCUCAAAGCCAUUGCGCUCUCCAACUCUGACUCCAUGCACAUAGAGAGCGUAGAAGCAGUCCAAAGGCUCCAAGACUCUCUGCAUGAGGCUCUGCAGGAUUACGAGGGAUCCCAGCACCCAGAGGAUCCCCGACGGGCAGGCAAGCUGCUGAUGACCCUGCCUCUGCUCCGUCAGACCGCCACAAAGGCUGUUCAGCACUUCUACAGCAUUAAAAUGCAGGGCAAAGUUCCCAUGCACAAACUAUUCCUUGAGAUGUUGGAGGCCAAGGCUUGACACCUGGAACGCUGCAUCUUUCAGUCAGAGACGAGCAACAACCCAUAAGAAAUAAAGGUGGAGUGCCAAUUAACAGCCAAAGGAUGACGAUUGGGCUCUGAAUUUAUUUUACUUAUUUAAAUAAUAGUAAACAUUGAAGAGAAAGAAGACUUGGAAUAGUUUUAAAAAUGGUGAAAAUAAACUUGACUAAAGUGGGAUGAUGAUUAUGUAUAUAGAGAUGUACAGAAAUCAGGCAACUGAGGUCUUGUUAUAACCAGAGACCCAUUGCUCUAUAUCACCUGAAUCUUCUGUGAAUUUGUUUCUUAUUUUGUUUUAAUCUCAGAAUGAAAAAGUGAUAAUAUAAAGAACUGUACAGCAACUUAGCCACAUUUUGUGUUCCAGUUUCUCCUGUUUUCUUAUCGCAGUUGUUCCAACAACAGACUGUAACUGGUCUUCAUAAAACAUGUACUGUAAAUUUUGUGAAACUUCACUGGGUAAAAGGGAGAAUUGUUUAAAAUGAUUAUGAAACUUAUCAUCAAAGGUGUGUCAUUUCCACCUAAUUACCUUGUAGUUGCUUCACUGACUUGGUAUUUUAAUCCGAUUGGUACAUGGUCAAAGGACAGUGGUUGGUCAGCUGUCAUUUCUCUCUAAAGGUGUAUUUGAAUUAUUCACUCAUUCAAAAUACAGUCCACUAUAGAGAGAGUCCAACAUUUCUACUGGAAUUUCAUUCACUAGUGCAUUACAAAUUUGUCACAUGAAAAAGCAGCAAUAGAGUGCAGAGACCCUAAUGGACUGUAGCGUGAGUUGACUGAGCAUAUUGCUAUUUAAAAUAUCAACAUUAGCACUCUAAUGCUGACAUUGACAACUUAUUAUUGUAAAUUGUAUUGUCACCAACAUUUGGAUUUGAGAGAUUAUAAAUGGCCAUAAACCUGCAUCAAAAUGACCUUUUUUUAAUUCCAGUUAUAAGAGCUGACAGCAGCGCCACAUGGCAUAAACUGCUGUGUGAUUGGUCACAAAUUCAAAGUCAAUGAAAGUCAACAUGGUUACUAUUUUUAAAGUAUGCUGCAGUGGGAAUGCCCUAUGAUGACUUCCAAGGCGUUCUGCCCUUGACUUUCUUGUGAAGUGUGAAAUGUCUUGGCCAGAAAGAACUUUGUCAUUGUUUUCUGCACCUAGUGCAAUACAUUUCUCUCCAUUAGCAUUCAUAGGUAGAUCUUCUAAAUUGUACUGAAUUCUUGACUUUUUAAAAACUUCAAAGCUCAUUAAUUUUAAAUCCUCAUCAAUGUGUGUUCCUAUACAGGACAAGAACAUAGGCCAAAAAUGCACCUUUUUUUAAUUUCAGUUAUUAAAGCCCACAACGGUCACGGUAGCUGCCAUACCCGAGCAAUACAUCUCAGCGCUGCUCUAUGGGUAAAACAACUUUCCAUGGCUGAGGUCCGGGGAUCUGUGUUGCCUUUUGAUCCACCAUGAAGUCCAGUAUUAAGUUCACUUGGCACAGUAAACAUACUAUACAGAAGGUUAAGACAGGCCAGCCUGAACAGACAGAUCAUGCUAAUGUUGCAGAUGAAAAGAAUAUCAUUAGCACUAACAUUCACGGCUAAUUAUAGUAAGUUGUACUGAAUUUCUGAGUUUUUAAAAUUUACAACAAUUAUAAAGGAAAGACAUCAACCCGUACCAACAAUUAGCUUCUUUCAAUGACAGGCAGUUUGUUUAACGUGUUUUCUGAAUGUGUACUAAAACCAAAUGUGAUAUUUUCUUUUGCGAAGUCUAAACACUAAGAACAACAAAAAGACACUGAUAUUUAACAUGAAAACCAAGCUGCAUUUCAACCAAGCUUAACCUUCCAAUGUGAAUCUUCCAAACUGUCUAAAUGCUACAACUCUGAAAAAUUGCAGCAUGUGUAAAUUAUACCAGUUGGUAUAACUAAGGUACAUAGUUAAAAAAAACUAUGUCAAUUCAUACAAUAGUUUUUCAUGGAUAUUAUACUUUUUGUAUAAUGAAGGUUGUAAACUUUUUGCAACAACAGUUUAUGGUUGAGCAACAGAUCAGUGUUAUAGAAAGAGUCAAAAACAGUCAAGUCUUUUACAUUGCAUUAUCAUGAAUCCUGUCGUCAGUUCAUUAAAUACACAAUGAGGAUUUCUUUAGAGUAUAAUUAUGAGGUGUUGCUCCAAAUAGCAGGCUGCACAAAAUCUAAUAACCCUGUUUACAAUUUCAACUCUAAUACAAAUGUGCCAAAAACUUGUAAAAUAUUGUUUUUGUAGACAGAAGAAAAAUAAAUGUUUUAACAAAAGUAGCUGUGCCACAGUAAUUGACAUGCCUAACAAUUUCGAUAUAAAAAAAACACCUCAAGCAUGUUUUCUUUUCCUUUAUCCUUUUUUUCCUCAGGUAUAUUCUUAAUUACACUUCAAAAUAGGAAAAACAAAAGAACACGCCAUUCAAGUAAGACAGUUGUUUGUUGAUCUUUAUAAACAAGGAAAAGGUUACAAGAAAAUGGCUCCUUCCCCAUGGAAUGCAUCAAACAUGAAUCAGGACUCUGAAUGAUUUCCUGUGCAAAGAAGAAUGGUCAAAAAUCUCUAUUUAUAUUCUUUACCCAUGUCAAAUGUUAUAGAAGAAGUGCUAUCCUGUUGGUCAAAAUGGAGUUAUUCAAUAUAUCAACAGCAGUAGUUAUUAACUGUGUUACCAGUGAUUUUGUUUUCUCAGUACAGAAGUUUUUACACACUAAAUAAAUUAACUUAAAUUUAAAAAACAGAUUUCUUCUAGGCUUUUAACAACACAAAAUUAGUGACAGAACGAGUGAACAUUUCAUAUAUAUUCAUAUAAUAUUUGCACUUAAGAUUAAUGUGACAAAGAAAGAGUACCACACAAGCUAGCUCUAUCUGAGUCUGAGUGAUUUUUGAGUAUUUGAGUUAGGAAAACUGCAGUUCUUCAGAUUUCUUUUUGUGCUGACACCUGCAACUAAACAUGCUGUGAAACCAACUCAAUAAUGAUAAGCUAUAUGUUGUUCUGAUAAAGGUGUUUUUUUUUUGUUUUUUGUUAAAGAUCAUAUUACUGUCAGCUACUAAUGUAAAGCAUUCUGGAACACUAAUGCAACCAGCGACUCAUGCAAUAGAUACCAACUUUGUGAUGAUUGUAGGUGCUAAUUCAGUGCUAUGCUAGUUUUUAAGGCUUUUAAUUUUAGGCAGCAAUGUAAUAGAUUCCAUUUUAUUAUAGAAAUGUUGUAGUUUCUUAUUUCCAGCUGUAUUCGUUUAACUCAAAAACGCUGUUAACACUAAUAUUGACCGUCUUGAAGCUCCUAAACCGUCAUCUAAUGAGGCUAAUGUUUUGCUGAAGCUAGUGGAUAAGCUAACACAAGGAUGGCAAAUGUGUUUCUUUAAGUGUAGGUAAAGCAGUUGCACUUCUCUGCCCCUAAAUGGUUUACUUUGAUAUUUUAGAUUACUUGAGGUCAAACUGAAUUAUCACCCCAACUCCUACUGAUCUGUAUAGUUAGCUUAAGUACCAAUUUAAGAAAAGUUGAAUUUAUCAUCCAAGUAAACCAUUCAGAGGCUAGACUUCUUGUUCUAAACAAUGUUUUUUUUUCUGUUUUGUUUCUGCUUUUUGUUUUCGAAUAAUUUUAUCACAACCAAUGGUUUUGAGAUUUUAAUUUAGUUUAGAGUGUUUUCAUUGAAUCCUAAAGGAAACCAGAUUCUUGUCCCCUCGCUGUGGAUUGUAAAGAUUCAUAAGUAAAUGUUUAUAGAUUAUCAGUUGCGUUAAUAUUUGGUACAUUAUUUUGUCAUAUUUGUAACACCAAAGUCAACUUGUUAACAAUUUGGAUGACAUAAGAUUUUUUCUCUCUCUCCAAAUAUGGAUUACAGGGUAAAAUGCUGGAAGUUACAUACAUUUUCUUAUUAUUUGUUUAAUCACAUUUAAGUUAGAAUAUUUUUCAUUAUUUGGGAAUAACUUAAGUUACUCUCUGAACUAAAGCAGUAUUAACCGUGUACAUCAUAACAGCUUACUGAUACUUAGUAUUUUUGUUUUUUAAUGGCGGUGCUAAAUAUUCAGAACAAACACUUAAACUGAUACAAGAGUGUAAUCCACUAUUAAUCAUAGGCUUUUAGAGCAUGAAAUCUAUCUGUUGCAAAACUAGUUGUCAAAAGGGUAUUGGUCAUUUUGCUUUUUCACCAGUUCAUACAUUUGCAGUUUUGGUAUUUUCUUACCUGACUUUUUUUUAAUAUAAAAAGGAAACAUCUCGUAGUGUUAAUUCUAGGGAAUAUUUUGAAUAAACUUUGAAAAACGAAGAAUUUAGAGUUAUUUUACAUAAACUUUUUAUAGACUACUAUAAACAAAUGUGUCCGUGACUCUAAUACAUUAGAGGUCAUUCAUAGUUAGUUAUAUUUAAUUAGGGCUCAUAAUCGUUAAUAUUUCAUAAUAGUGAACUGGUCCAAACAGAAAUCAGAAUCACAAUCAUUAGACUUUAAUCAUUUAACAAAAUAAAAUUAAACUGGAUUUGAUUAAAAUGAAUACAAUUGAAUUUAUUUUGAUCUAAUUUAAUUUAAAUUUAAUUAACUAACUUAUCAUUCUAUGUGAUUUGUGAUAUCUGAUUUUUUAUUGUUUGUUGUAGGUUUAUUUAUCUCCCAAAUUAAUCUACCCAACAUUCAUCUACCUAUCUACAAAGAUAAAUAAAUAAAGUGAUAUGCAGUGGUUACAUACUUGGGACAAAAUGGCUUGAUUACAGGUAUGACAUUUAAGUGGGGUAAAAUGAAAUGGUAAUGGCUUGGUACGAAAUAGGAAUACAAACUGGUGAAGGGGCAAACUGACACAGAGAUGACCUUAAAUUAUUUAAAGAUAGCACCUAGCAUAUCAUGAUAUGGUCACGGCUGAUAAUGUAUAUUAUCUCUUACGGCUUCGGUAAUCUAAGCAGGUAAGAUGGAACAUGUAACCAGUAGGUGUCAAUAAUAAGAUGGCAGGUUAAUCAGCAGCUUUUGGGGUUUUAGUGAGAAAUAUUAUAUAAUUCCACACGAAAGCUGUUGUGUCUUUAAAAAGUCAAGUGCCAUUAGCUUUUGCCCAAACGCGAUGGAAGCAUAAGCAGCCAGAAACUCUGAGAAUCUCCCAGAGUGAUACUAUUGAUCAGCUAUAACAUAAUACAUUAAUAAGUUUAACCUAACGGCAUAGAGAAUAGAAUUUCCAUGAUGCAUCUCCCCAUUUGUUAACCAGCUAAUCCAUCCCAGAGUGAAAUGAGUGAUUAGUAUCAAACCAAAGCAGAAACACAAACACUAUUGGGUUUUGAACUGACGAGCUGUUUUCAUAUAAAUAUUUUAUUUGCAGUAUAAUAAUCAUGAGUAUAGUUUAUUUGUGUUGUGUCCAAUCACUCUAGGUUUGUAAUGGUGAAGAUGACAAAGAAAGACUAAUUAAGACAUGAGACUACAAAUUAUUUUUAUUUUUCUGCUAGAGGGGAUGAAUUAGAGCUCCAAUUCCUGUUGUAUUUGUUGUAAGGGGAGCCUUGACCUUGUUGUGGCUUCACUAUCACAGAAAGCUUUUAGCUUUUUCCCCUCUCACAAAUGUGAUAAAAUAAAAAUAAAAUGCCUAAUUUAUGUUCAGACUUCUAAAACGGUUCUACAAUAUCCAAUUAAUUCUAAUUGUGUCCUAAGCUGAAAUUCUCAAAAGAAAUGGAGCAAUUAAAUUUCUGGUUUGGCUCUACCUUGGGGACAAAAGACGUUUUAUUUUAGCUGACAGUGGGGAGUUUUUUUUGUCUAAAUCUCUACAAAGGCGAUUUCAUGGGUGUCUGUAAUUGUUUCCCAACAGAGCCACGAUCACUGGGCUAUGCAAGGCGAGUACGGCCACCUGUGUUCCUUUACAUUUGGAGCAUCAGACUGACUUGUAGUUGUGCUUUGUUUACAACUUGAACAUACUGUAUAAAUGCAUUGUGCAAUUCACUGUAUUAUACUGUAUCUGCUGUGCAUUGUUGUGACUAUGAUCAUGUGUUCAGUUUGCCACUUUAAUGUAUUCUCAUGCGGGAUUGAGACCACAUAUUUACAGCCCAGUGUAUGAUACAAGGCCCUGUUUCAAGUGAAAAAUGAACAAGUUCAUUGUGUUUGUUUUAAGAUGAGACUGUUUUCCUGUAUUUUUGUCUCACUCAGUUUUCUCCAUGUUUCUGUUUUUUGGUUAUCAGCAAAGCAGGACGCACAGCGACUAAGGGCGUCUAGACCCUAUACCUCAAUUCAUAUUUUGAAAAUUACACUGGGCUUGGAAGCGGGCCAUGGGAUUCUCCUGGGAGUCAGUGGCACAGAAAUAAAGUGACAUCACCGGCUGGGUAUAAAAAAAAAAUGUAGAUGAAGUUACCGCAAUUGGUGGUGGGGGAGGAGACGCACAUUCCUCAGAGGAAAGCUACUUAUUCGCUGCUCCAUUUGCAGACUUACCUCAUCUCCGUGCACUUUGAGAUGACGAGAUUUACAUAAAACAUGGAGGAACCUCCCCAGCCGAUCUGUUCCACGGUGUAAAGAGGAACCUGCUAGGUGUGCACACCACAGACUAGUGAUUACCCAAGAGGCUUCUCUCCCUCUUCAAAAGCAAUAUGUUUGCAUUUAUGAUAUAUGAAUCAAGUUAAAAGGGAGCUUUGGUUCAUUGUAAUUACAAACUUUAUUCAUGCUUGAAGGGGUGGCAGGCUAACUGUGUGCACUGUUCUGUGAAGAGAAAAAUAUUAAAAGAAAAAUUAAUGGAAAAAAGCCAAACACAGCUGGGAUUCACUUGACAGGACUGUGUGGCAUUUUCAUGUGUUUUGUUUGUUGUAUUUAUGCCUACUGUAUCCAUGUGUAAAUAAAUGCUUUUGUGGGGAGUAGGGCAGUCAGAUCUAACAAUGCACUGAAUGUACAGUGACAAUAAAAAAAAAAACAAUUUAUGAAA